Molecule: messenger RNA, 1434 nt
Organism: Sungouiella intermedia
Lineage: Eukaryota; Fungi; Ascomycota; Pichiomycetes; Serinales; Metschnikowiaceae
Source: the annotation of a GenBank genome assembly
AUGGAUUUUUUCCAAACAGACAUAAUCCAAACCUCACUAUGUAUUUUUGCUGUGCUUGUAGCCAUCACAACUUUGUCGGCUGUUGCACUCUUCUUCAUCCGCAUGUGGAUGGACAGAACCAGACCUGACUAUGCUGCAAGCAUUGGUUUGAAUGGCUUUGUCUCUACACCUAUUCACAAACCUCCAGACAAAUACGGAGGUUCAUCCUCAACUACAUCAACCGACUCGAUUGCUCCAUACCGCUGGUUUGGCGAGCCUGGUCUCCAAAUGUCAGGGAAACCCGGCACAUCAGAAACAUCUCGAAAGAGUAGGGCGAAAGAGUUUCGACAGUUCAAGUGGCCACUGGGGCUGGCUACAUUGACAGGGGAAAACUCCAUUUCUGGAUUGAAGAAAAGUACUCCAUGUUAUCUUGAUUUGAUUGCAUCUACAGGGUCUCCGUUCAUGUUCAAGAAACGAUAUCUGACUAAGGAGCUCUUGUCACUUCGUCCCGUUCCCGUGAGAGACCCACCACCUGACGACCAUAUUCAAUUAUCGUCGCUUCUUCGCUACGAAUGCACAUUACCUACCUCGGGAUGGGUCUCGCUGCAAAAUUUCGAAAGAAGUGUAAGUGAGUGUACCGUAUUCUUACAGCUGGCAGACCCAGCUACCAAAAAUCUUGGAUUGUUCAAGCUUCUCCACUUGGGUGCAAGUGACCAAGUCUAUUCGAAUCCCGUCCACUUUUUUGAAUCUUAUUGCUUCAUUGUGAUUCUGGCUGUCCACACCUUGGCCAUAUCUACGCAGAGCCCAGAUUUGCAAAGUUUGGUUGUCGAUGUUGUCUCGUGUUUUUGUUGGGAGCAUUGGCAUCUCUUAUAUUUGCUUACGACGAAGAAGGAACAGCAUUCUCUCGGGGCAAAGUCGUUAGAUUCCCUUUACAAACAGUACUUUCUCGUCCACAACCUCGAGCCUUUCAAGCUCAGUCGUCCUGCUAUCUACGGUAUAUUUGUUGAGCUUUGCACCCACGCUCUCGCCAGUCGGCCCAAAUCAGAAGCCACUCGCAGGUUGGUUGCGUUGUUCUUGGAGUGUGCUGCAGAAACAGAGUGUCUGGAGUACGACCUUAUGUUGCCCUAUUUGGCCCGAGCCGUGACCAGCAGUUACAAGUCAAGCACCAAGUCAUUUUUUUACGUUGUCCUAUUAGAAACCGUGAAGCCACACAUCCAUUGUUGCCUUAAAGCCCAGGAUGUAUAUUCACUGGAAUCAGUGCUUCAUGCCUUGAUACGGCACGGAUUAGAUGCCUCCAGUACUUCGGUGAUAGAAAAAGUGACACAGUUAUGUCGUUCCAUAGGAGAACGGUUUGCAGAAUUGACUAUAUGGGCAACAACCGAACCACCUGUGAGAGCGAAUUCAGAGAUUGCAAUUUCAUACGUUGCACCUGGGGCGUGGCGGCCCUUUCAGUAG